This is a messenger RNA of Toxotes jaculatrix (banded archerfish), 4462 nucleotides long. It is a transcript of the gene map7b, whose product is annotated as microtubule-associated protein 7b. Gene Ontology annotation, cellular component: microtubule cytoskeleton. Bases 41 to 2302 code for a protein of 753 amino acids. The record is from RefSeq and is a predicted model, not a curated record. The transcript has 19 exons. Gene Ontology annotation, biological process: microtubule cytoskeleton organization. Lineage: Eukaryota; Metazoa; Chordata; Actinopteri; Toxotidae.
GGUCCCUCGGGUUCCUGCCUCUCAGCUGACGUCAGGAGAAAUGGCGGACCUGGAUGGCAGCGACGCAUCUCCUCCCGAGUCCCAAGCGUCUUUCUCCCAGUAUAAAUCGGAGGAUGGCAGCACGUCUUCAGCCACCCGCCCAGACUCCUCGGGCUCCGGACAGACCUACACUCCCACCCUGACCCCUAUCCCCACUCCAACCCCUAGUUGCACCACCAACAGCAACAGCCCCAGUAACAAUGCUGCCACCAAAACUGACUCGCUGCUCUUCAACAAGAUUGAUGAGAGACAGAGGUUGGCCCGUGAGCGCAGAGAGGAGCGUGAGAAACAGAAUGCUGUCAAAGAGGCCCAGUGGCAGGCACGUGAGGAGCGAGCCAGGCAGCACUAUGAGAAGCACCUGGAGGAGAGGAGGAAAAAGCUGGAGGAGCAGAGGAUAAAGGAGGAGAAGAGACGGGCUGCCGUGGAGGAGAAACGACGGCAGAAACUGGAGGAGGACAGGAUUCGUCAUGAGGCGGUGAUACGUCGGACAUUGGAGAGGAGCCAGAAAACCAAACAGAAGCCCAACCGCUGGUCGUGGGGAGGGGCACUGCACACAAAUACUCCCAGCACACCAGCCGAUGCUGACAGACGGUCAGUGUCCACGAUGAAUUUGUCCAAACAUGCGGACCCUGUCAUUACCAAGCGCCUCUCCUCCUCCUCUGCCACACUCCUACACUCACCAGACCGAGGCUUACGGAUGAGAACAGCCUCCUCCCCUGUCAUUAACAAAGCUCAGUCCAAACCCCGCCUACACCAGGGAAAGACCACCCAGCACAAAGACACAGGCCUGCGCCGUCUUCCAUUGACGCCAUGGGAGAGCAAUGUGGUGAACCGCCUGCAGCAGCCAACACACUCCUACCUGGCCCGCAGCCGCAGUGCCAUGAGUCUGUCUGGAGAGCAAACAGUGUCUUGCCACCCCAUGGGCUCCAUGUCCUUCAAGGCCCUGCAGGCCCAGCCACUCCCUCACUGCCGCAGCCAGGAGAGGAGCCUCAGCAGGGAGACGGCUUCAUCCUCUUCCACCACCCCACGGAGGAGGACAACAGGAACCACACAGCGAAAGGACCGUGACAAUGUUAGGAAGUCCUGGAGCAACCUGUCACUCCCACUGGCCCCCAUUCUAACUUUGCCCCCCAGCAAACGCUCCUCAUCCCCAGGCAAGAAGAACAGCAAAGUGACAGCACCCUCUCCUGGCAGGCCUCCACAGAAGACAGGGCGCCCUCCGACCCCCAAGCUGCUUAAGUCCCCAGGGACAGAAGACCCUGGAAACCUUCGUCCUGUCAGAAUCACACCGGAGAGCCCCCAGCCCCCCACGCCCACCAGAGCACAAGAGGAGGAGGAGGAGGGGGAGGAGGGGGAGGGGGAAGAGCAGGUUCUCAGUCCUCCUCAGCCUCGACCUCAGCCGCUGGGUCAGAACAAGACCUCGAAUGAGCAGACACCAGCAGCACCUACAGCAGCCAGCGAGAGUGUAAGCAGUCCGCCAGCCCAUAAGCCUUCAGCAGGCACCACAGACCCAGAGGAGGCGAGUCGCAUCCUUGCUGAGAAACGACGGCUGGCCCGCGAGCAGAGGGAGAGAGAGGAAGAAGAGCGCAGGCUACAGGAGGAGCAAGCGAGGUUAGCAAAGGAGGAGAUGGCUCGCCGAAAGGCAGAGGAGCGAGCGAAGAGAGAGGAGGAGGCCCAGCGGCAGGCGGAGGAGAGGAGAAGGAAGGAAGAGGAGGAGAGGAAGGCAGAGGAAGAGAGGCUUCAGAGAGAGAGAGAGGAGGCAGAGAGACUCCAGAAACAGAAAGAGGAAGAAGAGUCUCGACAGAGAGAGGAGGCAGAGCGGCUGAGGCAGGAGAGAGAGAAACACUUCCAGAAAGAGGAAGCUGAACGCUUGGAGAGAAAGAAGCGCCUGGAGGAGAUUAUGAAGAGAACAAGACGUUCAGACACAGCAGAGAAGAAAGUUAUUCCUAGCAGGAAUGGAGACAGUGCAGAGACUGUGUCACCAACACACAAUAGCAACAGCAGUAGUCGGCAACCUGAGCCCAACCCGAACCCCAGCACCGCAGCACUGAGCCAUCCUGACCAGAGGGAGAACGGAGAGUUUGAGGAGGUGAUCGUCCUGCCUUCACAUUCCAGGUUGUCUCCUCCUGAGGGAGAGGAGGAGCAGCAUCAGCUGCAGGAGGAGGAGAGAGCUCCAGUCGUAGCCUUCAGGGAGAAUGGUCUCCUAAAGCCUCUGAGUGGAAUAGAGGAUAUCUCGGCCCAGCAGGGACCAGAUGUUGCCUGAUGCCCCAUGAGACCGAGAUGACUCCACACCCAGAGAGACGGCAAGAGAGGUGGUCAGAGAGAGGUGGAGAAACACAGAGCUGUUGGACUGAAUCAAAGGAAGGACUUGAAGCACCAGAGGUUUACUUUCUAACCCACCCUCGACAGCAGAGCACCGCAGCCAUUUUCCAAAGAUGGUGCUUCCAAAGAUCUCCCUAAUGCAUCUCCGGAGAGAAGUUACUUUUCCCUGAACAGACUCUCGGGGGGAACAGAUCGUCUCUCUGUCUCUGACCAUGUUUACACUUGGUCAUAAUGUUUGUUCUGUGUACAGCCCCAACUAACCCCCCCAAUUCUGAAGUGAAUGCCCUGAAAUCACUGGAGGGCACUGAAUGCCAGUUUCAUCUUUUGACCCUCGUGAUUUGUGCGUGCGUGUGCGUGCGUGCGUGUGUGAGUACUUGUAUUUCUAUCUUUGUGAGCACCAGUUUGAGUUAUGGACCUUACGGAGUGAGGACAUUUUGUCCAGUCCUCACUUUCUGACACACCUUCAGAGGACUGUUUGAGGGUUAAGAUUUGGUUGUAGGAUUCAGAUUAGAAUCAAGUUAAGUUUAGGGUCGGGUGUGGGAAUAGAAUAAAUUCAAGUUUGGGUGGCUAAAGUUAAGGUAAGAUGCCAGGGAAUGCAUUAUGUCAAUGAGUGUCUUCACAAAGAUAGAAGUCCAAGUUUGUGUGUGUGUAUGUGUGAGUGACAGACUAAUAACAUAAAUGAGAUCAGUCAUGAUACUUGAAGUUGUUUCUGUAGAACAUACUGUAUUCAGAGCGACUGAAUCAGCAAUGUGAAGUUAUAACUGGAACUCGCACAGCAGGCUCAGAAUUCUAAGGUUUCAUUGAUAUCAGUGCAUGAAGUUGUGUUAAGACUACAGGAAAGGUUCGUGUGAUGUAAAAUAUUUUUUGCUGUGUCUACAGUGUUUAAAACUAGAGGUUAUUACUGGGGUGAGGCAGCAGCAUUGAAGUGUCAUGGAGUUUAAGUACGAUAAUGACAAAAUUAAAAUACUGUUUUCUCAGACAACUGAGAAUUAGGGUGUAAACUACUGAUUUUUUUUUUUUGUUUAGUUUUAUUUAAUUGCUGUACAGAUAAAAUGUGAUUCUUUGUUUCGUCCUCACUCUCCUGUUUUCACGUUCUGUUCAGAUUGAGACAAAAAAGAGAAUCUGCUUUAAGUUCUGCCCUUUCACUUGUUGACCCUGUCAAAGCUGCAUCCUCCCGUCCUGUCGCGCUGUCUGAGCCAGUGAGCAGUGUCGGAGGACCUCGCUGUAGCUUGGCCACCUUGUGUUUGAGGUCGUCCUUUGUUCUGGACAAGUGAGUACAAAAUGGAUUAAAAUAAUUUACUGUCGAUGUUAAUUUUGAAAUAAUCACAUUAAUUUGAUCUUUUUUGAUUAAGGAUUUAAGAAGAAAUGCUGCUAAUUUUGAUGUUCCUUUGCCUUACCGCAUUUAUAGAAAGAAUGAGGUGACUGUAUGUACUCAGUCUCGCUGAAAUGAAAAUAUGCAUUCCCAGCGUGAGCUUUGACAUUCUGUUAAAGUAGAUCAUGGUGAAAUGUCAGUUAUGUGACCACAGAGGAGCUGUAACAUCAAAUAUCUGGGUCUCUAACAGCUUUUCACAAAGGAAAGACUGAAGAGAGAGACUCAAGUGAAACACUGGAACCCAAUUAUUACAAUACGGUGAUCCUCACUUCCACCUUUUACACACAGCUCCCCUGUAAUGCUGCUCUCAUGGCAUUUGGUUCUCAAAGCUUUGCACUUAAUUUCCUCUGUGUUUGAAAUCUUGCAGUUCCAACAAAAUGGAAGGAAACUUCAGACAGAUUAUCCAUAGCUUUGUUUUGAAAUGCUGGUUUCUGCCAGUAGUACAUAGCAUGCGGUUAUCACCAUGCUAACUUGACUUAGCUUGCAGAGAAAUUGCUUUAUCACAAGCAAAAUCUCUUGUAAAGUAUAGAUAUCCUAUAAAUUAUGUAUAAAAGUUGAUAUAUUUUACUAAGACUUACCAUGAGGUUUAAAACUAACAGGUUCUUUUCCUCUAAAGUAAAGGGGCUGUGGGAUAAGAUCUUUGAACCACUGUAAAACUGACAUUUUUGUACAACUGUCCCAGCUGUACGGUUUGGCAAGAAAAUAAAAACUUUUUGAAUUGAUUACCUA